CGAGAUACCUACCUACAUUUUUUAUGUAUUAAGUAACUCUUAAAUGUUGUUAUUAAUAAAAUAUUAACGCUAACUGUACCUAAACUAACCUUUGAUCACACAUGCUUACCUUUGCUGUAAAUUGAAACUUUUGUUUUUCGUUAAAAUAUUGGUAAAAUUUUAUAUUUGCUGAUCAUAAGGAACAUUUUUAGGCAGUGCUUGUAAACCUUUUUCGCAAUGUUAAUUUUCACAGUUUUGCAUUGAAGUUUAUCUAAAAGUUUUUAACUUUUACGACAAAAAUGUUUACGAUUUCUUUGUCUGAAUUUGCAAAAUUUUGGUAUAAAUCGAGACCCCGAGUUCAUUAAAAAGAAUUAAAUCAGUGUUAUUAUACCGUGUUCAUCAAGAACCUGCAAAGUAUUGUGAUUGUGCUUCAACGAGAGGAUUCCCUGCAAAAAUCAUGUCGGACAUUGAGUAUUACAACAAGAUUGAAGCCAAGCCUCGAGCUGCCCGCAAGCGGGAGGACUUGGAGGACGACGAGCGCCCCAUUCAGCGACCUCGGAAGGCGAGCAAGGCGGUGUUUUACGAUUCUGAGGACGAGCAUGCUAGCAAACGUACAAAGACACUAAAGAAGCCCCCACCGUCUAAGCGCAAGUCUGCUGCAGGCCUUGAAAAAGAUCUCUUCGAUUCGGAAGACGAACAAGUUCAUAAGCGAGUCGGCAAAGAGACGAAGAGACCUGCAGCGUUGAAGCGCAAACGAGCUCGGGCUGACGGUUGGGAGCUGGAGCUGGACGACGAGGAAGACGUCGAGGCCAGCAGAGCGCGCGCCGCGCCCGGCCGCCUGCAGUCCGUGCUCACGCGCCGCGUGGCGGACGGCAACCUGCGCAGCACCGCCAGCCUGCCCGGCGACCUGUUCGUGGAGCUGCGGCUCUACAACGCCAAGGACAUCCGCUCGGUGGCGCCCAAGGAUCGCUGGGAGAAAUCGGUCUUGGCGCUCAAGUACCAGACGGAUUCUGACGCUGAGGAAGUGAAUCUCUUGCGCCAGUUUAUUAAGAGAGCGCGCGCAGAAUUCGUUGAGGAAGGUACAUUUUUCCCCAAUAGGAAGUAGGUAGAUUUAGGUACGAGU
Molecule: messenger RNA, 1102 nt
Organism: Ostrinia nubilalis (European corn borer)
Lineage: Eukaryota; Metazoa; Arthropoda; Insecta; Lepidoptera; Crambidae
Exons: 4
Coding region: 437-1084 (215 amino acids)
Source: RefSeq, a predicted model, not a curated record